AUGGUCGGAAGUUGUUUACUUAGUGUGAUGGAUAUGGCACGGGAUGGGAAUUCCGUGUGGAUCAAUGUGCACUCAUUACUCAUCGAUGAUGAAAAUACACUUCAUGAAAAAUGGAUUUACGGAGAAAACAAUUUUCCCUUAUCUGCGGAUCAUAUGCGAUAUUUCGCGACCGGCAGUGAAGAAUUCAAUCCAAUACGUGCCCACUUAAUGGUUCUUAAAGAUGGAAAAUUGAUUCCAUCCCAAAUGGCAAACGUUGAGAACGCAGUUGCUUGUCAGAUGAAUGACUAUUCGCCGAAACCAAUGAAUGUUCGUACGGAACUAUUUCGAAAGGCGUAUGCCACGAAAACAAUUAGCUGGAUCGAAGAAAACACAAAAUAUGAAGGCUGCUUUGUGGAAUAUAUGCAACAAACGUCUAUUUCUUGUGGAUUGAAGUGUCACUUGGAUCUCAAAUGCCGCUCGUAUUACUUCGAGGAGAACAAACAGUACUGCAUUCACACUCAGUUUGUGGACAUGAGUUUGGGUCGAACUGUGAGCAGUCUGGAGGCCACACAAUGGAAUCGAUAUACUCGACCAAUGUGGAGAAUGGAUAUCCGUGGAUGA
Molecule: messenger RNA, 600 nt
Organism: Echinostoma caproni
Lineage: Eukaryota; Metazoa; Platyhelminthes; Trematoda; Plagiorchiida; Echinostomatidae
Source: the annotation of a GenBank genome assembly